This is a messenger RNA of Fusarium vanettenii 77-13-4, 468 nucleotides long. RefSeq lists its product as uncharacterized. The transcript has 4 exons. NCBI's taxonomy places the organism in Eukaryota, Fungi, Ascomycota, Sordariomycetes, Hypocreales, Nectriaceae. The coding region runs from base 1 to 468 and encodes 155 amino acids. The record is from RefSeq and is a predicted model, not a curated record.
AUGAAGUUCCAGGCUAUCAUCUUCCUUGCCGCCGCCCCUUUCAUGGCUGCUGCCGCGCCUACCAAAGCAGACGCCUCUCCUCAUCUCGAAAAGCGCUGUGCCGUCUUUCAGGAAGAAGAGAAGGUCUGGCACGAGUCUGGCCAGAGCCGCCGCCGUAUUAAGUUCUGGAACGACGGCCAGACUGAUAUCAAUCUGAUGUGCAUCAUCUGGGUGAGAGAAGCAAACAAGUCGAGGGGCAUCUUGAACAACCCCCAGCGAUGGAUCAGGGAUGAUGGUACCGGCCGGGUUGACAUCAGCACCGCUCUUGGACCACUGGGUGAUACCGCGUUCAGAGACGCUUAUAACCGUCAAUUUAAGCUUUGGCGUCAUCGGUCACAGUGGAGCAAAAACCCUUUUCUCAAAACGCCGUGCGCUCAAGCAAGUCACCACGGCAAGGACGAGAAUGAAAGCUACAGUAUGCAACCUUAA